Molecule: messenger RNA, 705 nt
Organism: Balearica regulorum gibbericeps (East African grey crowned-crane)
Lineage: Eukaryota; Metazoa; Chordata; Aves; Gruiformes; Gruidae
Source: RefSeq, a predicted model, not a curated record
AGCUCCUGCGGCACCCCCCUCUACGACCAGGGCGGGCCAGUGGAAAUCCUGCCGUUCCUCUACUUGGGCAGCGCUUACCAUGCCUCCCGAAAAGACAUGCUGGACGCUUUGGGGAUCACCGCGUUAAUCAAUGUCUCGGCGAACUGCCCCAACCACUUUGAAGGGCACUACCAGUAUAAAAGUAUCCCCGUGGAGGACAACCACAAGGCAGAUAUCAGCUCCUGGUUUAAUGAGGCGAUUGAUUUCAUAGACUCUGUUAAAAAUGAUGGAGGAAGGGUAUUUGUGCACUGCCAGGCUGGCAUUUCCCGAUCGGCAACCAUCUGCCUUGCUUAUCUCAUGAGGACCAACAGAGUCAAACUGGACGAAGCCUUUGAGUUUGUGAAGCAGAGAAGAAGCAUCAUUUCCCCAAACUUCAGCUUCAUGGGGCAGCUGCUUCAAUUUGAGUCGCAGGUCCUUGCCCCUAACUGCUCAGCAGAAGCUGGUAGCCCUGCUAUGUCAGUAUUGGACAGAGGAGCAUCAACCACCACGGUCUUUAACUUUCCAGUCUCCAUCCCUGUUCACACCUCGUCCAGUGCUUUAAGCUAUCUUCAGAGCCCCAUUACCACUUCUCCAAGCUGCUAAAAAGCUGGUGAAAACAUGGUCAGAACUCAGACUUACUGUCUCAGAAGUGCAAUAACUAUGGGGACAGUGUCAUCAGUCAUUCGU